AUGGAGCAAUCCGCCCCUCCAGUGGACAUCCACGCCCCGUUCACGCGCGCCGAGCGCAUGCAACAGCUGGCUGACAUUGAUCAUGACAUCGCAUCCUUGCUGGACUUGACCGGGACGGCCAUACAAAGCUUAGGAAAGCAGAGCCUACCCACACCCUCCAACAACAGCACCAGCAACAGCGCGCCCGAACAGGCAGAAUCGCAGCCCCAGCCCUCGGCAGCAGAGCAGACCCGCCAGUUUGAGGACGCCAUGAACAAGUUCCUCUCCACGCUGCACUCCGUCGACGCCCGGCUGAAGCGCCAGAUCCUGGGGCUCGACGAGGCCGGCAUCAUCAGCCUGCCGAGCAACAAGGACGCCGCCAAGGACAAGCCCAAGGACGACGACGGCCCAGUCUCGAAGCCUGCGCUCGAGCCCAACGGCGUCGGCAUGGUCGGGGAUCUCGACGUCGGCUGGCUGAACAGCAGGAGCAACCAGGUCGAGAGGGAGAUGGAGGCCGAGCUGUGGACCAAGGCGAGGACACACCUUGAGACUCUGUCUGGGGGUGCAGGUAAUGCGAACGCCGGCGGCGAUGCUGAUAUGACAGGAUAG
Diaporthe amygdali is the source of this 588-nucleotide messenger RNA. Its product is annotated as mediator complex protein. The transcript is spliced from 2 exons. Bases 1 to 588 code for a protein of 195 amino acids. Gene Ontology annotation, cellular component: mediator complex. The record is from RefSeq and is a predicted model, not a curated record. Lineage: Eukaryota; Fungi; Ascomycota; Sordariomycetes; Diaporthales; Diaporthaceae. Gene Ontology annotation, molecular function: transcription coregulator activity. Gene Ontology annotation, biological process: regulation of transcription by RNA polymerase II.